Molecule: messenger RNA, 999 nt
Organism: Chionomys nivalis (European snow vole)
Lineage: Eukaryota; Metazoa; Chordata; Mammalia; Rodentia; Cricetidae
Gene: Gltpd2
Product: glycolipid transfer protein domain containing 2
Exons: 3
Coding region: 1-987 (328 amino acids)
Biological process (GO): ceramide transport; intermembrane lipid transfer
Cellular component (GO): membrane; cytosol; cytoplasm
Molecular function (GO): ceramide 1-phosphate binding; ceramide 1-phosphate transfer activity
Source: RefSeq, a predicted model, not a curated record
AUGGGGGUCUCACUGACAUCCCCAGCCCCGGGACGCUGGUUCUGCCAUGCGAUUCCUUUCGCUAUCCUCACGCUGAUAUUUCUUUACACCAGUGUGCGACUCCUUCAUGAGUGGCCUCUUGUGUUACCGGCUCAGAGAAGUCAGGAGUCCAGCCUGUGGGAACUCGAGCCCCCUUCUCCUUCUCCAGCCCUUAUUGCCUUGCUUCAGAUCACCUCCAGUAUCCUGACAGGCUGCAGGCCCGGGGUGCAGUCCUGCAACCCGGAGGGACCGCUACCUUCCCAGAUCGGUCCAGAGUUGACAGCCCUGGUGGUCCCGGGGAAGGAAGAGCCUCCCUGUCUGGGGCCUCAAGGGGUGCUGGGUCGCAUGAUGAGCCCCUUCCUGGCCUGUUUGAGCCCCGAAGGGGAUGUGCAGUUGUCUCAGUAUCUGGCAGGAUGGAGGGAACUACUCAGGUUCCUAACCCCGCUUGGCUCUGUUUUCGCCUUCGCCACCAGUGAAGCCUUCGUCAAGGUGACCGCCCUCGAGGCUUGUGUGCAUGGCCCAGAUGCUUUGCACUACGCGUCGCUGGCUACUAUGGCGACGUGGGAGCGGCAAGCAGGACUACUGGAGCUACCCGGGACCGCGCCCCGGGACCAAGACAGGGCCUCGGGUUCUCGAACGCUGCUUUUGCUGCACCGUGCGCUGCGCUGGUCCCAGCUCUGCCUCCACAGGGUGGCGACAGGGACGCUCGGAGGUCCGGACGCGGGAGUGCAAUGCGGGGACGCCUACAGCACCGCGUUGGCCGAGCACCACCCAUGGCUCAUCCGCCAGGCCGUCCGCCUGGCCAUCCUCGCCCUCCCGAGUCGCGGCCGCUUGCUCCAGCUGGCGUGUCCCGGAACCAGAGAGGCGGACGCGCGGGUGGCCCUGGCCCAGGCCGCCCGAGUACUGGAGGACGUCUACAACCGAACCCAGAGCCUGCUGACCCGCCACGGCCUGCUCCAGCUGGCUUGAUGGCCGCGGUAU